AUGAUGCCAGGAGAAGGGGAAACGAGCAGUUCGAGUAGAAGCUCAAUUGGGAGCAUUCCUCUGUCCAUUAGUGGCUCAUUUCACAGUCUUCUCUCUGCCGUAACAAUUGACGAUGAAUCGUCUGCGGGGGAAGGAAGUCUUGACAAUUUUUCUCCUCUCGCCAUGAACCGAGACUGGCGAUUUGGAAGCAAACCCAACUUGACUUCGAUGAAGUCAAGAGAUAGUCUGGGAAAGUUUGCUGCUAACAAUCUGAAAGAGAGAACGACGCCUUCGAGAAUGCCUUCAACUAUGGGACUUCCAAUGCCAACAAGAAAGGCUUCUUCCAAUCAGAUAAUGGGAUUGAAUAUGCCAACCAGGAAAGCUUCACUCUACAACAUGAAAUCCAAGGACAAUUUGCGCAAUGCAACCUUUGAAAACCUAAACUCGUCACCGGCUCUGAGCAACGCCAAGUUUGAUCUGAUCACUGGUGUUGAGCCUUCAUCCGCCGAAUCGAAGAAAUCCUUAUUCCCGCAAGUUCGCAAGCAGGCACCAGGAGUCAAGCUGUACUCAACGAGAACAACAGGUACAUCACCAUCGUCCACUUCAACUUGUAAUCCUGCAUUUGGUCUACCGAACGACAUCUUCGUGGUUCAUUCUUCUCCCGGCACCACCGUGUCAAAGCCAAGCAUAUCCCCAGAAACCAUGAAUGGCUUUCGGAGCAUAUUUCGACACUGUCGUGAGAAGAGCAUCGAUCACGGUGUUCCAUCCGUGCCUGAGCGAAAGAAAUCAAGCUGUCAAUUGUGA
Molecule: messenger RNA, 783 nt
Organism: Cylindrotheca closterium
Lineage: Eukaryota; Bacillariophyta; Bacillariophyceae; Bacillariales; Bacillariaceae
Source: the annotation of a GenBank genome assembly